AUGAACAGGGCCCAUAAGUCGUGUGGAAAUGGCACCACUCAUAAGAUACGUGAGCAGCUCAAUUUCAAGGAUAACAAGAAGUGGAAACAGUUUUCUAGCAGGAGACUGGAGUUAAUUGACAAAUUUGGACUUAGCGAGCGAAAAGCGAGCGAACAAGAUGAGAAUAUUAGACAACUUGCAACCAUCCUUCGAACCGAAUUUCGUUAUCCAGCCAGCACAGCAGGUGAGUUCGAAAAACUAGUUACUGCGGCUGUGCAGUCAGUGCGCCGGAACCGGAAGCGUUGUACCAAAAAUAGGACUGGAGGUCUUUUGAAGCGUAGUGGGACCACGACAUCAAGUUGUGCUGGAAGUAGUGGAUCCGAGAAUGAGGACAAUAGUAUAUCGCAAGUACAUUCUCCCGUUAACCCCCCAGGCCCGCCAUCUACUCCAGCUCCGAGUGCAGGCGCUUUCUUCCAAACUUCGCAUCCAACAAAACUACCCGUAUUACAGCCUGAACCUGUACGUGUUGUAGUUAACCGGCAAUUAAAGUCUGAGCUAUCUACAGCCCCAAGCUCCAGCGGCAACAUAACUAACAAAUUAGUUAACUAUGACGCCUUAGUAAAGGAUGUGAUUUCGGAUCUCGUGCAUAACCCAAUCCCACCUAAUCAACAAUCUAGAACUGAUGACUCUACGAAUUUGGCAGACCUAGCCAUGUUUUCACAGCAAAAUACCUUAAUUUCACUUGCAUUAGCAUCUUCCUCGAAGAAUGCGCCAGAACAGAGCAAUUCGUCUCAAAAACACUUACUUCCACCACCAAGACAGACCUUACCACCACCAACACGGCCAGAAUUGUCACAACCACAAGAUAUUAUCCCUUUCUUCUUGAGGGAGAAAAUUUUAGGCCAUAUUCAGAGGUCUAAAACUUGCCUAGAACUCACAAACAGUCAGCAACCGUUUGCCAAUUACACUAACCUACGAAUGCUAGGUGACUCGUGUAUUAAGGCUGCUGUUUCAUUCAUUAUGGAAAGGUUCUUCUUUAACCUAUUGGUUUCGUCUACUGAAUAUAUCACCGCUAAGAUGACCUCUAAUGAUGAAUUGGCUCAUAUCUGUACUAUGCUCAUUGGUCCAGCUACGAAAAGCAAACUAAAAGGGUUAUAUGUUGAAAGUAAAGUCAUUUUAAUCCAAAUUUUGGUGGGCUCCAUAGUAAAAGAUUUCGGAUUUGAACCAUGUCUUUACCCAUUGGGAGAGAUAUUCCACGAUGUGAUCCUAAGACAGUACCCUCUAGUUUGUAGCAGUUCGCCAUCAUGCGCAAAAUCAGCCAUUCUCAACACUGUUUCCAUGAAACCGGAUGUUGCAAACAAGGAAAUGAACAGAAAGGUCGUCCUCAAGUUCCAGUCUAGGGAGCAGAGAUUCACAUUCCCACUGUUAUCUAAUGGUCCUCCUACAAUUGCUGAAGUAUUAGAAAACUCGCGGCAGCUAUUCCAGGUUCCUGCAACAAGCAGAAACCUUGCACUAUUCAACCAAGAUAGGAUUAUCACCAGUGAUGCGGACCUGGCUAUAAUCUUAAACCAAUUUACCAAUGCUGAAACAGUUAUCGAAAUAAAGGAAGUUUCUUAUAAUAAGACUGUGAAUGCCAAUCCAAAGGAGGAUAACAACUUUAAUGGGCUCACAAUAUUGAGCAGUGUUUCCACUAACGCUGUACGGAGCAUUUCCGGCCCCACCCCUUCGCUGACUCCUGCAUCUUCGUCGGCUUCUCCAUCAUCCACAUCGCUAUCAAAUAAUUAUACGCAUAAUAAUAUGGCUAGCGUUGCUGCUUUAGAUAAUAUCAUCAGCAGGAUUAAUUCCCCUGUUGCUGUGAAAAAGCAAUCGUCAUGUGGAGAGAUCAAGAUGCCUCCCAUAAUUCGUGCAAGAUCACCACAGCCCUCUGGUGGUCAGGUCAAAAAUUGUUUCGAAAAAGGCUUACCGCAGCCUGUUUUCCAACCAUUAUUAUAA
Eremothecium sinecaudum is the source of this 1971-nucleotide messenger RNA. Its product is annotated as HCL162Wp. Lineage: Eukaryota; Fungi; Ascomycota; Saccharomycetes; Saccharomycetales; Saccharomycetaceae. The transcript has a single exon. The record is from RefSeq and is a predicted model, not a curated record. Bases 1 to 1971 code for a protein of 656 amino acids.